Molecule: messenger RNA, 693 nt
Organism: Magnolia sinica
Lineage: Eukaryota; Viridiplantae; Streptophyta; Magnoliopsida; Magnoliales; Magnoliaceae
Product: umecyanin-like
Exons: 2
Coding region: 8-628 (206 amino acids)
Cellular component (GO): plasma membrane
Molecular function (GO): electron transfer activity
Source: RefSeq, a predicted model, not a curated record
GAGAGAGAUGGGUUAUUACAUGGGUUUGAUUGGGUGUGUGGUUAUAGUCUCCUUGCUUAAAUUCACUGCUGCCGGGACAACUCAUGUUGUAGGUGGCGAUUUGGGAUGGACCAUCCCAGCAUCGGGAGCUCAGUUCUACGUUAACUGGGCUGCACCCAAAACGUUCAUGCAUGGCGACACUCUAUCCUUCAAUUUCAAUGCUCAGAUGCAUGACAUCGCCCAAGUAACAAAGGUCGACUACGAUGCCUGUACUUACGCUAAUCCCAUCGGUGCCAUCAUAAGAACGAGCCCAGCUAAUGUUCCUCUCAACUCCACCGGUGAGCACUACUACGUCUGCACAUUCCAGGGGCACUGUGCAGCAGGCCAGAAGCUGGCCAUUAAUGUUGUCUCCUCCGGUACUGUCGCCCCAUCACCAACACCAACAGUUACCACUGGGCCAUCAGCCCCACCUACAGGAUCCACUGAACUUCCAUGCCCGCCCGACAUUCCAACGACCCCAUCUCUCCCACCGAUGAAAUUCACAGGCCCUUCAGCCCCACCGACAAUGGAGCCCGCCUCUGCAUCUUCUCUUGCAGUCAGUUUCGGAGUUAUGGGGUUGAUCAUGAUUUUGUCUGUGAUCUUCGUUUAGACACAGUAUCUACCAGAAUGUAGGCUGAGAGCUCACGGAUUUCCAUAUGUUUUUUUAUUUAUUUU